Lagopus muta (rock ptarmigan) is the source of this 3566-nucleotide messenger RNA. RefSeq names its product sarcoglycan epsilon (gene SGCE). Gene Ontology annotation, cellular component: membrane; sarcoglycan complex. Lineage: Eukaryota; Metazoa; Chordata; Aves; Galliformes; Phasianidae. Bases 42 to 1541 code for a protein of 499 amino acids. The record is from RefSeq and is a predicted model, not a curated record. The transcript has 13 exons.
AGGAUGCUGCGGCCGCGGGGCGAGGCGGCGGCGGGAGGAGGAUGCGGCGGCAGGAGCAGCUGCAGCAGCUGCAGCAGCAGGCGGAGGAACGGGCGGCGAUGCGGUGCUGCGCGGGGCCCGGGCCGCGCGGCGGGGGCGCGCUGACCACGCUGCUGCUGACAGCUUUUUUGUUAAGCUCUGCUGAUGGCAGUAAUGGAACUGUUAACUGGAAGACUAAGCAAGCCAACAGUUAUAUUAUCAGCAGAAUAAAGGCUGUUGAGAAGAAUGUGUACACGAUUCUGUCUAAGGUGCACUCUGAUCGGAAUGUAUACCCUUCUGCUGGAGUUCUUUUUGUUCAUGUUUUGGAGAGAGAGUACUUUAAGGGGGAAUUUCCUCCUUACCCAAAGCCUGGUGAAAUAAGCAAUGAUCCUAUAACAUUUAAUACCAAUUUAAUGGGUUACCCUGACCGACCUGGAUGGCUCCGCUAUAUACAAAGGACACCGUACAGCGAUGGAGUGCUGUAUGGUUCACCAACUGUAGAAAAUGUGGGCAAGCCAACCAUCAUUGAGAUCACUGCAUAUAACAGGCGUACUUUUGAGACAGCAAGACAUAAUUUGAUCAUUAAUAUAAUGUCAGCAGAAGAUUUUCCGUUACCAUAUCAAGCGGAAUUCUUCAUAAGGAAUAUGAAUGUAGAAGAGAUGUUAGCAAGUGAAGUUCUUGGAGACUUUCUUGGAGCAGUGAAAAAUGUAUGGCAGCCAGAACGUUUGAAUGCUAUAAACAUUACUUCAGCACUAGACAGGGGAGGGAGAGUUCCACUUCCUAUUAAUGACAUGAAGGAGGGUGUGUAUGUUAUGGUUGGUGCAGAUGUUCCAUUCUCAUCAUGCUUACGGGAAGUGGAAAACCCACAGAAUCAACUGAGAUGCAGUCAAGAAAUGGAGCCUUCAAUAACGUGCGACAAAAAGUUUCGUACUCAAUUCCAUAUUGAUUGGUGUAAAAUCUCUCUGGUUGACAAUACAAAGCAAGUUUCCACCUUUCAGGAAGUGAUUCGUGGAGAGGGGAUUCUGCCUGAUGGCGGGGAGUACAAGCCGCCUUCUGACACACUGAAAAGCAGAGACUAUUACUCGGAUUUCCUAAUUACACUGGCGGUGCCCUCGGCAGUAGCACUGGUGCUUUUUCUGAUUCUUGCCUACAUCAUGUGCUGCCGACGGGAAGGAGUGGAAAAGAGAAACAUGCAAACACCAGACAUCCAGUUGGUCCACCAUAGUGCUAUACAGAAAUCAACCAAAGAGCUCCGUGACAUGUCUAAAAACAGAGAGAUAGCAUGGCCUCUCUCAACGCUGCCAGUGUUCCACCCAGGGACUGGUGAGAUCGUGCCACCCCUUCACCCAGACAGCUACGACAAUACUAGCAUGCCACUGAUGCAAACACAACAGAACCUGCCACAUCAGACUCAGAUUCCACAGCAGCAGAGUGCAGGAGAAUUUCGUAUGACAACAUUUCAAAGAUUUGAGGUAAAUGGUAUUCCUGAGGAACGGAAACUAACAGAAGCAAUGAAUUUGUGAUCAGAGAAAGCAGUAGAUGUCCUGUUUCCUUAUUUGUUCUGAUUGAUGCAUGAGUUUUCCUGGUGUCUAUUGUGCAUGCCCACAGUAUUAAGCCGAUUCCAGUGCCAGAGAGUACAAUCACUUCCACGUAAUAAUGUACUGUAUCUUUUUGUACUUUGGACAUUUUUGACAAUUUGUAAACACUGAUAACUUUUUAUAUUUGUUACAUUAAGAAAACAAUAUUUCAAAUAUAUGUAUUAAUAAAUAUCCAAGUUUUUUCUGUCUCAUGAUCUCUCCUGAAAGUUUUAACAGGGAAAUCAGAACCAGAAAACAAGCACAAGGUUCAGAGGAUUUUAGACUCUGUGCUAUGGGAUGGUACCUUUGCCUUACGUCUGCACACCAAAAGGCUGUGUAAGCAUGGAAACUGGUGCAAUACGAGGCUCGGAAAUAGCAUCCAGAUUUAUUAGCUGUUCAUUUCGUAGAGAUGGUUGGAAUGUAGGAAGUUAUUUUUGAGGGGAAAUCAAACAACAAAAUGACCCCCAAUCUUAACUACUCGUGCUGAAAAUUGGAUUUGUUACUUUACAGACUUUAACUUGUGAUGACUUCUAAGCAAUAAAAUUUAAAAUCUGUCCAUUCAUUCACCAGAUUAUUUUAGAGGAAACUCUCACAAAGCACUGCAGGCAAAAAUUAGUGUCUCCAAAUAAAGGAGGGUACAUUUUACUUAGCAUGUGUGUGCUUACCUUUAAGCCUUUAAAAACAUUCUUUAAAAGCUUUUGGUGGCGUUCCCAAUGUGAUCCAUCUUUUACGUCCUCGUUGUCUGGAGCAAAAAGAAAAGUGAGAGAAUUGGCCAUCCCAUCCCAUACACUGGGAAUUGUACUGUAGCUGUUUUAUAAGGAGCAGACUGUGUACAGCAUGUCCUGGGAGGUCGGUACUUUUGAGAUGCAUUUGUCUAUGCAACAGGAUGCUUAACAGUAGGAACUUGGUAACGGUAGGGAUCUGAAUGGAAGUUUCCCUAUUUUUUGAAUGAUGGUGGUCGUUGAUCUCAAGUGGCAUUUUUGGCACUUUUUACUGCUGCUUCUCUAAAGCAUCAGAGUGGAACACAGGAUGGAAGGGUCUCCAUCCAGCUGUGCGUGGUUGCCUCUCAAAGCGUCACUGUUUGAAGCUGACACUUUGCUUUGGUUGUGUCCUAUUUUCUGUAGUAUUCCUCUUUCAGAGGCUUUAUGCUCGUGGGAACAUGGCAUUUUAAGCAAAAAGCAGAAUCUGCUUUAAAAUUGCUGUAUUUUGACUAUAUUUCUGUAGCUGAGGUUUUCCAGGUCUCUCCCAAGGGAAACUGUGACCACUUUAAGGACUCGAGACCGAGCCUAAGAAGACAUUUUAAAAUCAUUACUCUGAUUGCAGAAACACUGAAGUCUCUGGCUUUUCCCCUUUCUCGUGACACUGUUCCUUGAAAACAGUAACAUGUUUGAGAAAGGCCGCUCCGUUUUAAGGCGCGGGCUUCAGUGCAACGCCUUGGCAAAUAAUUAAUUAAAGGAAAGAAGUCCUGAGAUACCUUCUAGACACAUUUUGUGCAACAAGUAACGGCUGCAGCUGUAUCUAUAAGUGGUGCUCAGGACAGGAUGGGUGAGCACUGCAAACAGGACCAAACCAACGUGCUGUCUGUACCUGUGUUGUCCAGCCUUAAUGCCCAUAGUUUGCAGAGCUGCCCCUAAAUGCCAGGACCACUUUACUAGCAAGCUCACUUAGCCACAGGAUUACUGGCAGUGGUUAACAUACUACAAAAGAUGGCUCAAGCUAUCGUCUAAGCUGAAAAACCAAGUCAAUUUGUGCAACAGGGGGAAUAAAGAGCCAUUCCUACUUGCUUUCCAAGAGGCGUGCCUCAUUCUGACAUCAUUCAAAAUGUCCUACAGGAGAUUUCAUCACUCACUCUCCUAUGAGAACACUGCUUUCCCAGCAGCACGGAUGGCUAUCAGGGAAAAGUGAAUUAAAGACCAGAUAAUGAACACUGAGAUGUAUGCUAAAUUAAAAAUGUACCUUUUUUUUUUUUUU